GAAUCCCCAACACCUAUGAGUCUCAGCUAGCUAGCUGCCAGCAUCCCUAAAGCUCUUUCAAACACCUCAGGCACAAAUAGCAUCAUUCUUUCUCCUCAUUCUUUUUGAAAAACAAGGAACCUCAAACUCCUUUGCUGCAAGUGUCAUUUGUUCCAUUUCACAUUCGUUCGUCCAAAUAUUGUUAAUUGUUGACUGUUGACCAGCCACCGGUUUCUUUCCACUUCAUAGCUCUAAUUCUCUAAAACAGUCAGCCUUCACGUUCUUACAGCCAAACCCCCCUGGAUGACACAGUCAUCUAUGAUAUCUGUGAGAGACUGUCAUGAUGUCAUUAUGUCAUUAGGUACAGUUCCCAUUCAGUACAUACAUGUAGAUCUAUCUCAGUAUGCCAAUACUCACGACAGCAUGACAGCAUGCACUGAAGCAAAGCUGACAAAAGACAAGAACAAGUGAUAAUGAAGACUUUGUUGGAGCUGGUGUAUCAUGAUGUGAUGGUGGUACCUUUAUUAUUGUUGGUGUUGACAUGCAUAUUAUGCGUACUCCCUUGUGAGUCGGCACGUGUCCAUUUUGCGUGUGAUGCGUGCAUUGCCCGUCCCGACUACCGCCUGCAAGCGUUGGUUCACGGGAGAGACGCGGAUCCCUUUUGGCGGCAAUUUCGUGCCGCCUCUCUUCAAGCAGCUGCGGAUAUGAAGGUUCACUUGGACAUGCCACUCCUGCCUGAUGACAUCCAUAAGAAUUCCUCGCUUGCCCAUGCGCAAUUGGCCAGAGACAUUCGUCAAGCCGUGGAAGACGAUAUCAACGGUGCUCGUCGUACGGACGCUCUUUUGGUCACCAUUCCCGAUGAAGCUGUGGCCAAAGCAGCCUGGCAUGCCGUCCAGAAUGGCAUUCCUGUCUUUGCCUUUAACACAGGCUACCACUUACUCACUGAAGAGCAAAAGAAGUCUAGGGACAUUACUUUUUUUGCUCAAGAUGAACUGCUGGCCGGUCAACAAGCAGCACUCGAAUUUGUACGCCAAUUGCAAGCCAGCUCCAGUCUGUUGCAGCCAUUGAUAUCCAAAGCUCUCUUUAUCAAUCAUGAACCAGGUAAUCCUAGUAUCCAACUACGCUAUCAAGGCUUCGGGCUGGAACUGAAACAACACAAUCCAAAUGUCGUUGUGGAGGAGUUAAUCGUGCAGAAUCCAACCGACAUUGUCAACACAGUUACCUCAAUUCACGAUGCGUUGCAAGGGUGUACUCAAGCUAGUACAAGUACCCAUCAAGCAAUCCUCUUGGCGGGGACCAUGCUGCUCGAUGUCACAUUGGGGGCGUUGGAACAACACAAUUGUGUCAACAAUGACACACCUUCGGUGGGAGUCUUUGACACCAGUGACCUCGUCUUUUCCGCAAUACUACAGGGAAAGCUCGCAUUUGCCACUUCACAGCAACAGCAUUUGCAAGCAGUCUUACCCGUCAUUGCUGGAGCUCUCUAUGCUACCACAGGCAAACGCCCCACCAACCCAAUGCUAUACACUGGGCCGUACAUCGUUACAAAGGAAAAUAUGCCUACCGACACUCUACAAGUCUGUCAAAGCCAAGGCUUUCCAGUAUGUGACCAAUCACCAGACCAACGGGACGAACGGCAACCUGUUCGUAUGGACUCGGUCUUUGCCGAUAAAUAUGGCAAUGGACAACCAGAUAGACUCUGUCCAUGUACGGACCGAUCCAAAAUACGCAUUGGUGCCGUUCUUCAUGGAACUACUACCAAUGACUUUUGGAACAGUAUUCAAAAUUCGGCCGAGCAAGCAGCCAUAGACAUGAACGUGGCAUUGGACUUGGUACGCUUUCCACCGCAAGAAACAAAUGACAUCAAGUAUACCAAAAUGGCACUGGCUAUCAAAACAUUAUGUGAAUCGGGAGUCGAUGGUAUCUUUGUGUCCAUACCAUCUGAUAUUGUCGUUCCAUCCAUACAAUUGUGUCUGGACUUGAAGAUUCCUGUCAUUUCCACAAAUGCCGGUUCCCAUACAUCCAAACAAUUGGGACUUCUGUCCCAUGUGGGCCAACUCGAGUUCAAUGCCGGCCAUGGUGGUGGACAAAGGCUCCUGCAAAUGGGAAUGCAAGUCGGAUAUUGCCUCCAUCACAUCCCUGGCCAUGAUGGUCUAUACGAACGCUGCGCAGGAUUUGCGGCAGCUCUGAAUGCUACGGAUCAACACGGUGGAAUGAUCGAACUGCCACAAGAUUCGGAUGAGCUGUUCGUAUUGACAGUGGAAGAGGUGAUUGGAAAAGAUAUGGGGCCAGACAAUGACAAUUGGGAUGGUGUUGGUUUGCUCAUACUGGGUUCGGAAGCUCUCAGUGGGGCAUUGCAAGUACAGGCAAGGCACCCAGGAGUCAUGCUGGCAACCUUUGAUCUAGACGAUAGUAUUCUUCCCAUGUUAGAGGACAGCCGGCUUCUCUUUGCAAUUGAUCAGCAGCCCUAUCUACAAGGGUCCCUUCCAGUGCACCUUCUUGCAUAUCAAGCUUACACCAAGCAAACCUUGCUUACUACGGUUGUGGAAACCGGUCCUAGCUUUGUCACCUCUCCACCGUCACCCAACGAAGAAUUUUGCGAGUCCACUCAUUUCGAGGUUUGCAAGGUUGUUGACCUUGAAGAUCUCAAUUACAUCGACCCUGCGAUUAUACACUUGGGGUACGCUCUUUUGGGGAUAAUCGCGUUCAUGGCAAUUGGAUCUGCGUUUUGGCUGUGGUAUUAUCAAAACACAUCCCCGAUUGUGCGUGCUGGGCAGCCGCGCUUUCUCUUUUGCAUUGCUCUUGGAGCUUUGAUAUCGGGGCUUGCCAUCAUCCCAAUGAGCAUGCAGACAGACUACAGAAACAUCAAGAACUUUGGAACAGGUCGCAUACAGCAGGAAGAGAACCCAAGUAUCUCUGCUGCGGAUGCGGCAUGCAUGGCCGUUCCAUGGUUGUAUGGAAUGGGCUUUGUAUUGAUAUUCUCUGCCCUGUUUGCCAAGAUCUACCGAGUCAAGCUAGUUUACAAGGCUGGCCGGAAAAUGCUGCGGCGAAAGAUUGGAAUCUUGGAUGUCAUGGGACUGUUCAGCCUUUCCUUUGUCCCAGAAGUUGCAAUUUUACUCACGUGGCAACUGGUCUCGCCCUUUCGGUGGGAACGUGAAGUCCAUUUGCAAUCCAGUGGCGGAAUGGUUCUCGAAUCUGUUGGGGGGUGUACAUCUGACCAUGGGUGGCACUUUCUGCUGGCUCUCCUCUCAUUUCAUGUUCUGUGUUUGUUCUAUGCACUGGUUUUGUGCAUUCAAACCAAAGACAUCCCAACAGAAUUCUCAGAGAGCAACUGGGUCUCUCUUGCUGUUCUCUGCAUCUUUCAAGUUACCCUUUUGGCAAUCCCUGUUGGUGCAAUGGUGCUUGAGACGUCUUCACCCGAUGCGUUCUAUUUUGUCCGCGUCUUUUCUAUUUUCUUGCAGAAUGUCACGGUUUUGAGUUUAAUGUUUGGCCCCAAAAUGAUCAAAAUCAUUUCGAAGCAAGACGGACACCUCACGUCAGGUCAAAGUCGUAUUUCAGGUUUGGGUGACGCAAGCAGCUUCUAUACCGGUACACGCAGCGGCUAUUCAGCUUAUGAAGCCAGAAAAAGAUUUGAUCCUUAUGCACGCCCUUCUGGGAUCAGCGUAAGCUCUUUCCAAAUCAAAUCACAUGGAAUCGGUAAAACGGGUGGAGAACGUUGCCCCGCCAAGGAAGAAGCAAAAGCCGAGUUACAGCCCAAUGGCACGGAAGAUGUGACUGCCGACGUUUCCAAAAGACUUGUCGGCACUGCAGAUCAGAAGGGCAGCAGCAGGAAGCUUCGUCUUGGUGACAAGAGCGAGAACCCGAAACGUAGAAGAUCCACGAAGGUGUCUCUUGAAGACACUGCUUUGGUUGCUUUCAGCCGAAGUCUCAGAGGGAGUAGCAAGGUUUUGAAUCUUGGAGGCGCGGAGGAAGACAAUCUUGGAUGUGCGGGCGAGGACAGUGACAGUGACGACAAUAUUAGCAGCUGUUUUGACAUUGAGGACAGCUCGUUCUUCGAUGUGCAAGGAGGUGUACGGGGGCACUUUACUUGUCCUGCAUGUGAUCUACAGAUCGAAAAGAGGAGACUUUGGAGUUUGGCUGAAACAAAACGAAGAACAGUGGGAGAUGGUAGGAAUCUUUCUCGAGAGGAUGCUGACGGUACCAGGAGCAUGCACUGCCCCCAAUGCCUUGUUUUGAUUGAGAGGCGAGUUGUAUACUGCGUCCCGAGAGACGAGGACAACGGGUAUGCAGACCACAACCACGACGAGCAAGAAUCGCUGCUCAACAGGAAGGUGGAAUAUUUGUCAAAGCAAGUAAGCCAAAAUGAUUUAGACGUGAAAGAGAUUCAAAGAAAAACUGCUGAACUGGAAGUCAGAGAGCAAGAGCUUGAGAGUCAAUUGCAUUCACAAGUAGCUGCUCAGGUGGAGAAGUCACUGGCUUCCUUGGGUUGGUUCAAAAGACAUCACGAACCUUCUGAUGAACCUGAAGCAAAAGCAUCGGCAUUGGAAAGAACUGAUGCACUAUUGGAUGCCUACGUCAGCAGUUCUGAUGAUCAUGACGAUUCAUCCUCGUCGUCUAGUAGAGGUGAUGAGUCCGCUGAUGAAGUUUCGAAUGCAAACGCAUCGGAAGAUUGUACGAAGCGUAAUCCAAGCAGUGCUGGUGGAUCCGCUGUUGGCGCGAUAUUGGGUGUUGAUGGCGUCUGA
Molecule: messenger RNA, 4721 nt
Organism: Seminavis robusta
Lineage: Eukaryota; Bacillariophyta; Bacillariophyceae; Naviculales; Naviculaceae
Source: the annotation of a GenBank genome assembly